Molecule: messenger RNA, 1659 nt
Organism: Stomoxys calcitrans (stable fly)
Lineage: Eukaryota; Metazoa; Arthropoda; Insecta; Diptera; Muscidae
Product: G-protein coupled receptor Mth2-like
Exons: 7
Coding region: 1-1587 (528 amino acids)
Biological process (GO): cell surface receptor signaling pathway; G protein-coupled receptor signaling pathway
Cellular component (GO): membrane
Molecular function (GO): G protein-coupled receptor activity
Source: RefSeq, a predicted model, not a curated record
AUGCAAUCAUUCGUGUUGCAAGCGAUACUUGUUUUACUUUUAAUUACAUUCAAUGUCCAAUCGUUUGAUAUCAAUGAUGGUAGUGUAACCGAAUAUUUACCAUUGCCUGCUGAUGAAAAGUGCCCGUAUAAGGAUACUGUGGACCUAUCUCUAAGGAAGCCAUUUGUAAAUGGCUCAUACGAAUAUCAAUAUGCUUUGAUACCACCAGACAUGUUGGCCACCUACAAUUAUCGCCUUAAGUUCCAAAAUUCUGUACAUGCAACCGAUCUACACGUAAGAGGAUGCGUUUGUAGUCAGCGGCGGUACUGUGUUAAACUUUGUUGCAUAGAUAACCACUUUUACAAUCAAACUUCCUUGCAAUGUCAGAAACUUCCAGAAGACUUUCAAAUGCCCACCGAGAUCGAGAUUAGCAUGGACAACGGUACACAGGACAUGGUGAAAAUAGUACAACACUUCAUUCCGCAAGUUGGGCAACCUUGCGAAAUGUUGGAAAGCCUUUCUUUAAAAACGGAUAAAUGGCAAUUGCAUGAGGACGGACAAUUGCAUAUUCUAAAUGAUAAUUCAAUCCUCGAUGUUGUUAGCUACUGCCUGACACCGUACAAGGCUGAGGGGGCCAAUGAAAGUGUCUUUAUGGCCAUGACGUGCCCUAUACCGAAUGAUACCAGCUUUAGCAUGCUUUUGUCUUUGAUAUUUUUAAUACCCACUUUAUUGGUUUAUUUGAUUUUACCUAAACUCCGUAGGCGACCGACUACGGUAAUUUUUGUUUGCUACAGCAUAUCACUCAUGGCAUGCUAUUCCCUCUUUUGUUUCAUCAACAUUUCCGAAUGGACAUUUGAGUUGUCACCUUGCAGAAUUUUGGGAUUUUCCCUUUACUUUUUUUUUGUUUCCACCUAUACUUGGCUAAAUGUGAUGGGCUUCGACACUUAUGCCAGUCUAACACAAGUUGUCCUUGUCAGGCAGAACAGAAAACGUAUCAUUUGGUAUUGUUUGUAUGGCUGGGGCGUACCAUCUCUGCUGACACUCAUCACGAUGUGGUGCCAAGAUUCUGAAUUGAUUGCUGAUCUCUAUAAGCCCGACAUUGGAGAGGACGUUUGUUGGUUAAAUACCGAGAAAUGGGCAGCUGCAAUGUAUUUCUAUGGCCCCAAUUCAAUUUUGAUGUCGUUAAAUGUUGCUGCAUUUAUCCAAGUAUAUUGGUACAUUCGAAAAAACGGCCAGACACUGAAGGAGAAUUGUGCAACAACGUCCAAUAGCAAUGCCUUAGCUGUUUUCCGCCUUUUCAUCUUAAUGGGCAUAUCAUGGAUUAUGGACAGUGUUUCGUUUUUCUUACGUCACGUUAGUAUUGCGGAACCACUCUUUAUAAUGACGGACUUUUAUAAUUCCAUUCAAGGCCUACUUAUCUUUAUAUUCUUCGUUUUAAAGAAAAGUACACUAAAAUAUCUAUGGAACAGUAUUGUUAAAGUCGUAAACCAUUGCAAACCCACUCCAAGGAAGAAAUAUCUACAAGAUCCGCAGAAACCGAAAGAGAUUCACACAAUGAUUUGGGAUGAGGAUAUGCCCUUGCAGUAUCCUGUAUCUCAUAAGGGAUAGCUCACAAGAAGUGUUACCAAUCCAAGGCACAAUUAUUAAUCAUCGAAUAUCACUUUUUUGUUUUCCAAAAUA